AAAACCUCAGUCCCUAUCUUUCAUGGCGCAGGAUGAAGACCACCAGAGUUUGCGAUAGAAAGAAUAAAACUUUUAUGAAACACAUCACCACAAAUUAGCGUGUAAAAUCUGUGCUCUGUCAACGUGGGGCUUACUAAUUUGGAAAUACGGUGACUUUGUAAGUUAUAUUUUUUUAAAUAAAUCGUUCUUUGGGAUAAAUGCAAGACAAAAGCAGAGAAGGGAAGAAUGGACAAUGACAAAAGAACGAAAGAAAAAAAAACAUAAUCAAUGAACGGGUUAAAUUUGACUCAUACCAUCUUUGAGAAAUUGAAAUUGGGUAAAAAAUUCCUCCGCCGUGGCUACGGAGAAAGCGAGGUAGAAGUACUUAGCCUGAAAGUAGAUAGUGAAUGCAGUUAUACGCUUAAAAGUCAGAACUAUUUGUAACCCAUUUUUAACUAGUUAUUUGCAUGUAAUAUAUUAGAAAACUGGUAUGCGAUAUUUAUGGAUAGUCAUAAUUUAAUGAAUGAUUUUUGCUAGAGUAAACACUCAUUGAUGGGUCUAUCCGUAAUUUCCUGCGGAAGAAUACAUUUUCCUCUCAGUACAGUGAUAGGGGAGCGAGGAGAAAAGUUUAGAAACUUAGAGCUCGACUUCACUUUAAAAAUCCGCCAAAAUUGACGAAAAAUGAGUGGGUAGGUCAUGGAAUAGAACGUUUUAAAUUAAAAAAUCGGUUUUAAAAAAGAGUUUGCUAAAUUUUAUUUGGAUUUUUAUUAGUUCACCUUUCUAGCUAAACUAGACUAGCUAACCUGACGGAGCUCAGCCUGGCGCUGGCGGCUCUAUGUGGAAAUUAAAUAAAACAUGGGUAAGCUACCCGGUGUCUCUUCGGGAAAAGUCAUCUUCUUCGUCGCUUGCUGGAUCCACAUUUCAGCGGCUCUGCAGUGUUUAGAUUCCAUCGAGCCCUGUGUGAACAACGCAACCUGCAUCGUCUUUAACAAUGGCACUGGAUACUGCAGAUGUACUUCAGGCUUCAUUGGGGAGUACUGUCAUCACAAGGACCCCUGUCACCCUGGUUACUGCUUCAAUGGGGGCGACUGCAUUGCCAACUUGUCCGGGGUGCCUGCCAGCCCCUCCUGCACCUGCCCCCUGGGCUUUACUGGUCAAACUUGCCAGACUCCCCAGAACUCUGCCUGCUACCCCAAGAACCCCUGUGCCAACAGUGGUAUAUGCACCCUGCUCUCCCUGGACAAGCAUGAAUGUCGCUGUGCUCCUGGAUGGACAGGCCCCCGAUGCACCCGCGAGGACAGCUGUGUCUCCAACCCCUGUGCCAAUGGGGGCAUCUGUAGCCCCCAGUCCGGGGGCAGGUAUAGCUGCAGUUGCCCCAAGGGGUAUCAAGGUCGUCGCUGUCUGAAUGACACCAACGAGUGUGCACUUACCCCGGGCCUAUGCUCCCGCGGGGAGUGCGUGAACACGCUGGGCUCGUACCACUGCGUGUGCCCCGUGGGUUACACUGGCCGCCACUGCGAGACGCCAUACGUGCCCUGCUCACCGUCGCCUUGCAUUAACGGGGGCACCUGCCGGCAGACGUCCGACACCAGCUACUGGUGCCACUGCCUGCCAGGCUUCAACGGGACCAACUGCGAGAUUAACAUCGACGACUGCCCUGAGCACCGCUGCCAGAACGGGGGCACCUGCAUGGACGGCGUCAACACUUACAACUGCCAGUGUCCACCUGAAUGGACAGGUCAGUUCUGCACUGAGGAUGUGGACGAGUGCCGCCUGCAGCCCAACGCCUGCCAGAAUGGUGGCACGUGCAGCAACAUGCAGGGGGGCUACAGCUGCGUGUGCGUCAAUGGCUGGAGCGGCCUGGACUGCGCCGAGAACAUCGACGACUGUGCCACAGCCGCCUGCACCAACGGCUCCCGCUGCAUCGACCGUGUCGCUUCUUUCAUAUGCGUCUGCCCCUACGGGAAGACAGGCUUGCUCUGCCACGUGGACGAUGCCUGCAUCAGUAACCCGUGCCGAGAGGGGGCGCAGUGCGACACCAACCCAAUCAAUGGCAAAUUUAACUGCAACUGCCCUCCUGGUUAUGUGGGCAGCACCUGCAGGGACGACGUCAACGAGUGUAUCAUGGGCUCGAACCCCUGUGAGCAUGGCGGGCAGUGCGUCAACACGGAGGGCUCCUUCAUGUGUAACUGUGCGCCGGGCUACACGGGACCGCGCUGCGAGCAGGACAUCAACGAGUGUGCAUCCAGCCCCUGCCGCAACGACGCCACCUGCCUGGACCAAAUCGGCGACUACAAUUGCAUCUGCAUGCCGGGGUUCGAGGGAGUGCACUGCGAGACUGACAUCAAUGAGUGUGCCAGCUUCCCUUGCCUGAACAAUGGCAUUUGCCUGGACCAAGUCAACCACUUCGUCUGCCAGUGCCCUCCAGGUUUCAGCGGAGACAUGUGCCAGGUAGACAAUGAUGAGUGCGCCAGCACGCCCUGCCUCAACGGCGCCAAGUGCAUUGACCGGCCCAACGGAUAUGAGUGCGAAUGCGCUGAAGGUUUUACGGGCCCACUGUGCGAGGAGAACAUAGACGACUGCAACCCCAAGCCCUGCCACCAUGGCGAGUGUCGUGACGGCAUCGCCACCUUCUCCUGCGACUGCUACCCGGGAUACACCGGCCUCAUCUGCAACACGCAAGUGCAGGAGUGCCAGAGCAACCCGUGUCAGAACCGGGGCCGCUGCAUCGACCUGGUCAACAAGUACCAGUGCAACUGCCUGGCCGGGACCACUGGUGUAAACUGUGAGAUCAAUUUCGACGACUGUGCCAACGACCCGUGUGAGUAUGGAGAGUGCCAGGACGGGAUCAACGAAUACAAGUGUGUGUGCAAUCCAGGAUACACAGGGGAGAAGUGUGAUGUGGAGAUAAACGAGUGCGACUCUAACCCCUGCCUGAACGGGGGCACGUGUGAAGAUCGGCCGAACGGAUUCCAGUGUCUCUGCCCCACGGGCACCCAUGGGCCUGUUUGCCACUCCGGGGCUGACCGCUGCUUCCCCCAGCCCUGCGAGCACGGCGAGUGUGUGGAGCUACACGACGGAUACCGCUGCGAAUGUGAUCCAGGUUGGGAGGGUCAGCACUGUGAGCUGGACAUCAACGAGUGCCAGUCCAACCCCUGCCAGCACGGAGCCACCUGUACCGACCGGCUCAAUGACUAUACCUGCAAGUGCAAGCGUGGCUUCACAGGUGAGAACUGUGAGGUCAACAUAGACGAGUGCAAGUCCAACCCCUGCAUGAACCGUGGUACCUGUGUGGACGGAAUCAACAGCUACAAAUGCCUCUGCUCCCCACCCUACACAGGUAACGGGUGCGAAUGCGGAGGCAGGGCCCAGGGAGGGAAGGGCGGGACCCCACAACGUGCUGGGUAUCGGUCCAGGAGGUGCCAGUUUUGCGGGUGUGUCAGUUCGAAUAACGGUGAAUCUGCGGGAUAUCCGUGUGCACCUGUGCGUCAUCGCUGUACAUAUACUCUGCACACAGGUGCGCAGUGCGCGGACAAGGUGGACUCAUGCAGCACCAGCCCCUGUCAGAACCGCGGACGCUGCCUCAACCACCAGGGCAGCUACUCCUGCGAGUGCCAGAUGGGCUUCAGUGGGCGCAACUGUGAGAUCAACAUUGACGACUGCUCCUCCAAUCCCUGCUUGAACGGCGGCACCUGCCUGGAUGGUGUGGGCAGCUACUCAUGCAGCUGCAGGCCGGGCUUUCAUGGCCGGCGCUGCAACAUUGAGGUGGACGAAUGCGCCAGCAACCCGUGCCAAAACGGCGCCCGAUGCAGCGACUACGUCAACAGCUACACGUGCGAGUGCUCGCCCGGAUUUGACGGAAUCCACUGCGAGCACAACAUCCCUGAGUGCACGGAAAGCUCCUGCCUAAACAACAGCACCUGCAUCGACGGCAUUAACAAGUUCUCUUGCCGCUGCCGGCCUGGUUUUACCGGAGCCUUCUGCCAGUUUGAGAUCAACGAGUGUAAGUCCCUGCCCUGCAAGAAUGGCGGCACCUGCACCGAUGGCUUGGACUCCUACCAUUGCUCUUGCCCACUGGAGUACACUGGUCACAACUGCCAGUUCUUGGCAAACCUCUGCAGCUCCUCACUGUGCCUCAACGGUGGGACGUGCAUCCAGCGGGGGACGUUGUGGGGGUGCCACUGCCCCGAGGGCUGGACGGGGCUCUACUGCGACGUCCCCAGCAUGUCCUGCCAGGCCAUCGCCACCCGCAAAGGUGUGUCUGUGGACAUGGUGUGCCAGCAUGCCGGCCGCUGCCUGGACGUGGGCAAGACCCACUACUGCCAGUGCCAGGCGGGCUACAUGGGCAGCUACUGCGAGAAGGAGGUGGACGAGUGUCUGUCCAACCCGUGCCGCAAUGGCGCCACCUGUGUGGACUAUCAGGGGGCCUAUGAGUGCCAGUGCAAGCCUGGCUUCCAGGGGGUCAACUGUCAGUACGAUGUGGACGAGUGUCAGUCUCAGCCCUGCCUACACGGAGGGACGUGCAUCAACCUGGAGAACCGCUUCUCCUGCUCUUGCCCGCCGGGCACUUAUGGUGCCCGCUGUGAGGUGGACGUGGAUGACUGUGCGCCUGAGCCCGGCUCCUCUCGACCCCGUUGCCUGAACGGGGGUCAGUGUGUGGAUGGCGUGGGCCGCUUCCACUGCUCCUGCCCCCCGGGCUUCGCUGGUGAGCGCUGCGAGGGCGACGUCAACGAGUGCCUAUCCGCGCCCUGCCGUGCCCCUGGCAGCCUGGACUGUAUCCAGCUGGCUAAUGACUACCAGUGCCGCUGCCAGCUGGGCUACACAGGACGGCACUGUGAGUCCAUGGUGGAUCUGUGCAAAUCCAGGCCGUGUCACAACGGGGGGAUCUGCUCCAUGAACACCAGCUCCAUGCUCGGAUUCAGCUGCACCUGCCAGCCGGGUUUCUCAGGGAUCAACUGCGGGGACCUUGAGGGCUCAGGAUGCACCAGCCUGCGUUGCCAGAACGGCGGGUUCUGUCAAGAAACGGCAGGUGGGCGUCCUCAGUGCCACUGCCUGCCUGGCUUUGGGGGUCAGCGCUGUGAGACGGCACUGAGCUGCCAGGCCAUGUCCUGCCUGAACGGGGGCACCUGCGAGGCAGACCUGCACUCUGGGGGGCGCCCCUACUGCCGCUGCCCUGUCCUCUUCUCCGGCCGGCAUUGCGAGAUGCGCCAGCCCACUCCCACGUUGCCCGCAGUCCCCGAGACGGCAUGCCCAUUCCCCGAGUGCCAGCAGCAGGCAGGCGACCAUGUGUGCGACCAGCAGUGCAACCGACACGAGUGCAAGUGGGACAGCGGCGACUGCUCGCUGAACUGGCAGAAGUCAUGGGAGCGCUGCGCUGCUCCCGUGCCCUGCUGGCAACUCUUCCGCAAUGGCCGCUGCGACCCCGAAUGCGACAGCUCCGAGUGCCUCUUUGACAGCUUUGAGUGCCAACCAGCGCCCUCUCUCUGCAAGUACGACAGGUACUGCGCCGAUCACUACGCCAACGGCCACUGCAACCAGGGCUGCAACACGGAGGCGUGUGGCUGGGACGGCCUGGACUGCGUCCCAGACGCGCCGGCGCAGGUGGCUGACGGCACACUUGUGGUGGUGGUCCUGCUGCAGCCGCACGAGCUGUUGGAAGACCUGCGUGAAUUCCUGCGCUCGCUGGGCACGUUGCUGCACACUAACGUGCGCGUCAAGCUGGAUGAGCAGCAGAAGCCCAUGGUCUACCCCUACUAUGGCCCGGAGAGCGACGGCACCAGCGGAGGGGCGGCCCUAUCCAAAGGCAGGGGCAAGCGGGAGCUGGGCGAGAAGGAGGUCAUUGGGUCCAAGGCCUACUUGGAGAUCGACAACCGGCAGUGUUCCCAGAACUCGAAGCACUGCUUCUCCGACACGGAGCUGGCAGCGUCCUACAUCGCCGCCGAGUACCUGAAGAAAGAGCUACCCUACCCGGUUAUCUCCGUGGACAGUGAACCCAGUAUCCCGAUUCCCUCUCACCUGAUGUACGUGGUGGGCGUGGCCGUCUUCAUUAUCCUGCUCAUCUUGGUGCUGGGGGUGCUGGUGGCCAAGCGCAAGCGCAAGCACGGCAUCCUGUGGCUCCCCGACGGCUUCAUCACGAAGAAGGACGCCAAGCGCCGGGAGCCCGUGGGCCAAGAUGACUUCGGCCUGAAGAACCUGGUGAAACCUCAGGAUGGAGGGAUGAUGGACACCGACCAGAAUAAGGGGUGGCUUGAAGAGGGCCUACCAGCGAAGAAGGCGAGGACGGAGGGUAAGCCGCUCCUGUCUGUGGGGGUGGACGGAGGCGUAGACCGACGGGAGUGGACACUGCAGCACCACAAGGCGGCCGACAUCACGCUGACGCCUCCCCAGGCUGACCUCGAUAUGGACUGUCUGGAUGUCAACGUCAAGGGCCCAGAUGGGUUCACCCCCCUCAUGCUGGCCUCCCUGCGUAGCGGGGGCACGGCGGAGUGCAGCAGCCUGACGGGCGAGGAGGAGGAGGAGAGUGGGCUGGACGAGCCGGGGGCCAGCGUCAUCACUGACCUCAUCGCCCAGGGUGCCACACUGAUGGCGCAGACCGACCGCACGGGCGAGACCGCGCUGCACCUGGCUGCCCGCUACGCCCGUGCCGACGCCGCUAAGAGGCUGCUGGAUGCAGGGGCCGACCCCAACGCGCAUGACAACAUGGGUCGCACCCCCCUGCAUGCUGCCGUCUCUGCUGAUGCGCAGGGAGUCUUCCAGAUCCUGAUCCGGAACCGUGCAACAGACUUGGACGCGCGCAUGAAUGAUGGCACCACACCCCUGAUCUUGGCGGCGCGCCUGGCCGUGGAAGGCAUGGUGGAGGAGCUUGUACACUGCCACGCCGACGUCAACGCAGUCGACGACCACGGUAAAUCUGCUCUGCACUGGGCUGCAGCCGUCAACAAUGUGGAGGCCACUCUGGUGCUCCUGAAGAACGGAGCCAACCGGGACAUGCAGGACAACAAGGAGGAGACACCCCUAUUCCUGGCAGCACGGGAGGGCAGCUUCGAAGCGGCCCAGGUGCUGCUGGACCACUACUCUAACCGGGACAUUACAGACCACCUGGACCGGCUGCCCCGGGACACAGCGCAGGAGCGCAUGCACCACGACAUUGUGCGCCUGUUGGACCAGUACAACUUGGUGCAGAGUCCUCAUGGCGGCCAGGCCCACAUGGGCGCAGGUGGCGCCCACUCCGCCCUGGGCUGCGGCUCCGGUGUGGGUUUCGUGGGCAUGCGUGCCGGACCCCAAAGCAAAAAGAGCCGACGUGGGGGAGCCAAGGCGACCGGGGCUGGGACCGGAGGCGGGGUGGCCAAGGAGCUGAAGGAUGUGAAAACCAAGCGCAGGAAGAAGCCGGCUGGAGGGGAGAUGCCCUCCACGGGGCCGGCUGGGGGCGGGGCUGGGGGUGGUGCUGGGAGCGUCGCAGCCAAUGCCAAGGCAGCCAAUGGGGGCCUCUCUGAGAGCUCGGUCACCCUGUCGCCAAUCGACUCCCUCGAGUCCCCGCAUUCAUUUGCCGGAGACGCUGCCGGCGUGACCACCACUACCGCCGCCUCCCCGCCCCUGCUGUCCAGCCCCUCCGCACGGCCGCUGCUGCCCCCUGUGAGCCACAUGCUGGGCCAGCAGCAUGCCUGGGCGGGGCUUGCCAAGCAGGGCUAUGGCCUGCUCCCGCACGCACUGGGCGCGCCACACCCCGCCUCCAGCAUGCUGGGCCCUAUGAAUGUCACCAUGAGCCGGGAACAGCUCCCCCCCAUAGUCACCUUCCAGAUGAUGGCGCCGGGCACCGGUCAGGCCAUGCUGAAGCAGUCACAGCUGGGCCAGGUGCAGCAGCACUCCCAGGCUCUCCCCCCCCAUCUGCAGUGUGCACCGGGCAUGAUGUACCAGAUGCCGGACGUGGGUCUCACGCGGCCCCUGUCCCACACCCUUCCCCACCCCCACAGCCACUCUGUGGCACACAGCAACGGCCUUGGCGACCCCCAGCCUCGUCAGCUCCCUCCCUACCACACCAUGCAGAGUCCUGUGGAUAAAUACCCGACACCCCCCUCCCAGCACAGCUGUGCCACAGCCAGCUCUGAGGGCACGACACCAGGGCACCCGGCUCACCCCCCCAAUGAGCACCCCUACCUCACCCCAUCCCCGGAGUCGCCCGACCCCUGGUCAUCGUCCUCUCCCCACUCCAACUCGGACUGGUCUGAUGUAACAACCAGCCCCACCCCUCUGGGGAACCUGCACACGCUGCCCCCGUCCCGGCACACACACAUUCCGGAGCAAGCGCCACGGCAACCACAAGUGCAGCAGAUGCAGGCGCAACAGCCCCAACACAGCGGCAUGCAAGUCUAUGCAUAGGCUCUGACCUUUGACCUCUUCCUUAUGUCCAUAUCCUCACUAAGACAGCUGGCUGACAGCGAUCUGCUCUGUCCCCCUUGACUUUACGCAUCUGGAUCGUUUUCCCUUCUCUCACUACACCCCUGGCGUCUCCAUCCACUCCUUCAGUCCUCUAUACUUGCAUUUUGCAUAGUAGCUAUUUAGUUCCAAAAUGUCUUUCUGCUGCUGACCUUCAGCGAAAACCCUUCACUCCCUGCCAUCGCUGUCAUGAGCUUCAUUUGUGAGAAUCUGCAGUAUCACUGUUCUUUGUCCAGUUUGUCUGCCUGUGCAUCAUGGGGGCUGAGCUCAUCUUCAGAGAUUUACAGGGAGUUAUUUCACGUUGCACUUUGCAGUGGGUAACAUCUGCUGACCUGAGCUCCAUCAGCCGUGAACAAACAGUGAUGUUCUGCCAGGAAGAUGGAUGGAAACAGGUGGAAAAACUGAGGACAGACAAUAUUUUUCAGUGAAUGGACUUUUUGCCAUAAUACAUAACUAAUAUUUUCUCUUUCUUUUGAAGGAUAAAUCUUUAUGUAAAAUGCAAUUUGUCUUUGCUCUUCAUCCCUAUGCAGUUUUUCAUAGAGUAACGUUACAUUUUUUCUUGUUAGUAUGUUAACUUAAUUCUGGGUUUUUCCGCCUGUAAAAGUUGUGAUAAGCUGUGUUUUUUUUGUUUCUAAACCAAAAAUGUUGUGUUGAUGGGUGGUUUUUGGUUAUGAUGUUGUGAAGCCUUGGUCAAUGUUGUUAGGAAGCCCCCUGUUUCAGCACAGUGGGUUACAAGGCGCACAGUCUGAUGCGUAUAAGAUCGCCCUGGUGUUUCAUUGGGCUUCUACUUAAACUGUGGUGCAAGAGGUGAUAUUUUUUUCUACAUGUACUGUGCAUUGUUUAUCUUGCUCUCUGAACUAACUGGUAUUCUUGUGUCUGAAAGGGAGGCAGGGUGUCAGGGUGCAGUGUCAGAUGGGGGGGGGGACAGUCUGUUACUGAGAAAUACAAGUUGAGACUGAUGGUUGAGGCAGAGUGACGGUGGGAAACCGGAUGUGAGUGGCAAAGUGGCAUCGUCAGAGGGGCUUCUUGCGCGUUCAGAUUGUUCGGAGCGCUCUCUGUCGCAGCAUUAUGAGUGCCUCAUGAGUCUUACCAGGCUCUAGUGACCUAGAACAGAGGUCACUAGUGGUGACACAACACUGAUGCACAUUGGACAGGAGUGUGGCUUCACGCUGCCCCCUCCUGUCCUCGUUUUUCCUAUACAGUGACGAUGUCAUCAUUGUUGCCUUUCCUUAAAUACUGUCUUUUUGUAUUGUGCCCACUGUCAUCAGUGUAACUGGCUGUUUGUUUUUUUGUUUGAAAUAGCAAAUAUUCACUUUCUCUCAAUUGCAAUCAAUGUUUUGUGCCUUUUAAAUUUUGAUGCAAUUUAAGAUCCACAUUGAAUAUCUCUGAGAUGUUUAUAUUGUAGUAUUUGUUCCUCGUGAGCUUGACUUUCUCUUUCUCUCUUGCCGUCAUACAUUUACAGACAAUCAGUGAAUGUCUCGCACAGUGAUGGCCCACAAAACCGCGUCUGAACUGCACCAAUUUGUUAACAUUUACAAAUGUUACUAUGAUUGGCUUUUUUAAGUAGAAUGGGAAAACCUGUUACCUGUGGUACAUUUAUAUAUGAUUUUGUCAGUGUUUGACUUUUUCUGGACCAGCAGAAGAGCAGAUAAAUUGAUGAGCCCGACUUAGAUGUAAAAUAUUUAUCUAUGAUGAUGCGUGAUUAAGGUAUAGAGAGGAAGAAGCUGGUGAUUUACAUUGUUUACUGGUAGCUGUGUUAGUAGAUUGUCGGUUAUAAUGGUACCAGUGGGACUAGAACACAUCGGAUUCGUUAUCACGGAAUCCAAAGUUAUAUCUGAUUUAACCAGUUAUGACUCAACUUUUACAUGCAGCAUUGUUUCUCACUAGCUUUUAGUUUGGGUCUGGCUGUCUUGUCCCACACCAUGCUUUUUGCUUGUUUUCUGGAAUGUUUUAGUGAAUUGUUUUGUGUCUCAUCGAUUGCCUGUAAAUGCUACACCAGUGACAAGCGUGACCGGUCUCGUCUGUGGAUGAGAGCGUGCAAAGGCGCCACAGCUGACUGUUGAUUGCACUUGUUUUGUUGUCAACAAGUCAUUGUGCAUUGAAAUGCUCUGUCCUUUAAACAUUUCCGUUCAGUAGCACUUAGCCCUCAAAUUGUGCAGUUUAUAGUCAGGCUUGUCUUUCGGUGUGUAUGUCUGUGCGUGUGUGCAUCCACCCGCGCGUCCGUAUUUGCGUGUGUUGGGGGCAUGGGCGUAUAAUCCUGCCUACGUACUAGUCACCCAAUCAGCAGUGCCCAUAGGCCUCUCUUUCUCACCUAAGUGCUCCUUAUAAGGCUAUUUUAACAUACUGUAUAUAAACCAUAUUUUACAUCUAUUGUACUUUCGGUCUUUUUAUCUAUAUAUAUAUAUAUAUAUAUAUAU
This is a messenger RNA of Brienomyrus brachyistius, 10829 nucleotides long. RefSeq names its product notch receptor 2 (gene notch2). Lineage: Eukaryota; Metazoa; Chordata; Actinopteri; Osteoglossiformes; Mormyridae. Gene Ontology annotation, molecular function: Notch binding; calcium ion binding; signaling receptor activity. The record is from RefSeq and is a predicted model, not a curated record. Gene Ontology annotation, cellular component: membrane; signaling receptor complex. The transcript is spliced from 32 exons. Bases 835 to 8355 code for a protein of 2506 amino acids. Gene Ontology annotation, biological process: cellular response to tumor cell; apoptotic process; Notch signaling pathway.